UGACUUUUGACAUGAAUCUGCCCACGCGAUAUGUUUUUCAGCAUUUAAUCGAAUGCACUGAUUUUUUGUCACUCGCAUUGGCAAUAACAAACAGUAGUGAAAUCUGUAUGGAGGGCAAGAAGGAGGCGUGGUGUGACGUCAGAGUUCCAGUUUGACAGGAAAACUCCCCAAAUUUGGUGCGGGCUUCCUGCGCUCAGCCUGUCAACAUGAUGCGCCUCUACCGCACGUGUAUCGAAAUUUCGGCGCGCCACCGACAGUGGAACAAUAUUGCCGAAUUAUCAGUGAGGUUUUCCAGCACCAAAGCUGCACCACGGUUCCGAAGAAUGGACUAUCAGGAUGUGGUGUGCACCCUCAACACCCUGCAGACCAACGCCAGCACUCUGGAGCAGGUGAAGAGAGAGAGAGGACAUCCACAACGUCAGCUGCAGGACAUGAGAGGCUUUCUACAGCGAGCAGGCCUCAAGGUAGAAGAACUUGAUCGUCUUAAUAUUAUUCAUGUAACUGGAACAAAAGGAAAGGGGUCAGCAUGUGCCUUUACAGAGAAGAUUUUGAGAAAUUAUGGCUUCCGUACGGGAUUCUACAGCUCACCUCAUUUGGUGCAAGUGAGAGAGCGAAUCAGAAUCAAUGGUCAGCCAAUAGGCAAAGAGCUCUUUACAAAAUAUUUCUGGCAGGUGUACGGACGGCUGGAGGAAACUAAGGAUACUCAUGGUGGCAGCAUGCCCGCUUAUUUUCGCUUUCUCACAAUCUUGGCCUUCCAUGUAUUCCUGCAGGAAAAGGUUGAUUUGGCUGUCAUUGAGGUUGGGAUUGGUGGAGCAUACGACUGUACCAAUAUCAUCAGGAGACCCUGGGUGUGCGGUAUCUCUUCUUUGGGCAUCGAUCACACCAGUUUACUAGGAGAUACCAUUGAAAAAAUUGCCUGGCAGAAAGGAGGCAUUUUUAAGCCUGGGGUUCCUGCGUUUACAGUGAAACAGCCUGAUGGAUCAUUGAAGGUGCUUCAAGAGCGAGCAGAAGAAAUCGGGUGUUCGUUAUCAGUGUGUCCUGAUCUGGAUGAGUAUAAGAGCGAGGGAUCACUCCGGUUGGGUUUAGCUGGUCAGCAUCAGUGCAGUAACGCUUCUCUCGCUCUACAGCUCUCACACACCUGGCUGCAGAGACACUUCCUCACAGAUCCUGAAUUAUCAUCUACAGUAGAGUACAGUGGUGUGAGUCCAGCUCAGGCGUUCCAGCCAAGUCCUGCAAUGAUUAAAGGUCUUGCAGAGACAGAAUGGCCUGGACGCAAUCAGACACUCAAGCAUGGUUCUGUGACGUAUUUCCUGGACGGCGCUCACACCACCCGCAGCAUGCAUGCCUGUGUCCGAUGGUUUAACGAGAUCGCGACGCAACAUGAGAGAAAUGCAGGGGGUACAGUGGUCAGGGUCCUCUUAUUCAACGCUACAGGAGAGAGAGACUGUGCCGCCAUGCUCAAACUGCUUGCGCCCUGUCAUUUCGACUUUGCUGUGUUCUGUCCGAACAUCACAGAGGCCAUAGCAAACUGUAAUGCAGAUCAGCAAAACUUUAAUGUUUCUGUGGAGAACAUGCUCACCCGUUGCCUGGACAACCAGCAAAGCUGGCGCAUUCUGAAUGGCCAGGAAGAAAAGCCGGCGGCGGAGCUUCUGAUCGGGGGCGGUCUGCCCCUGGUGGCGGAAAGGCACAGCGAUACCCUCGUGUUUCCCUGCAUCCUCAGCGCUCUCCAGUGGAUCAGUCAGGGAAGAGACUCGGUUCUGUCAGACCCAAACAAAUGUGUCAUACCUGUUAAACCUAGCAUAAGCUCAAAAGCUGCACCACUACGAGAGGCCGUGAACAUACACGUCCUCAUCACAGGUAGCCUACACCUGGUGGGAGGGGCUUUAAAACACUUGGAACCUGCUUUAAAUUCUUAAUGGAAUUCAUCGCCACCUAGUGCCUAAACCCCUUCAACUCUAUUACACUACACUGUUUUUGAGAUGAAUCCCAAAAACUUCACUGCAAAUCACAAUUGCUGUCAUGCCAACUUGUUCUAGAAUCCAUGCAUUCUAGAACCCGACUUAAAGAGCCUUCGGAGCAGUUCAGUGAGCGUGUGUCUCGAGUGUCUACUUUUCAGAACACAUUAGUCCAACUCUACGUGAGCUGUUCAUGUUUACUUUGUUUGACAUGCAUUGAUUUUUGGAAGUACUUUAAGUGUAUUUUGUUCAUUUUUGUGCUGCUUUGUUGUUAACUACAGUUUUGACAUUUCUUAAAUUGUAGUUCACACAAUAAUGAAUAUUCUGGCAUUGUUUAUCUCCCCUUAUAUCGCUCUGAUUAGGGUAUUAAAUUCGUACUUCUGUGCGAGUUGUUCUCAAAAGGACAAAAGAGCACCGUAAAAGUAGUCCAUGUGACUUAUGCACAAUUUUUUUUUUUAUUAUAUAAUAAACUAUUGCACGAGUUAUAUGCUGCUCAUAUUUUAUGGUGCUUUUUGUCUUUUUUUUUUAAAUCUCCUUCUUUCCUUAUAUGAAAAACUGAAGCUUGGACAGUGUGCCUAAGAUCUCAUUUUGUGUGUCAUUGAAGCAAGAAAAUAUAGGUUUCAGUUGACAUCAAGGUCAGUAAAUGAUGAAAAUGAACAUUUAUGUUUUUUUGAUUAACUUUCUUUAAUCCAAUCUUUCCAUACUUGAAAUACUUUCGAAUGACAGCUUUUCUGUCCAUCUGUGUGUUAGUGUUAGAUUUGUUUUAUUGCUCUCAAAGAAUGGUGCCAUAAAUGAAAAUGACUUUGUAAGUGUUUGCAUAUACGAGGUGUCAAGGUGCCCACGUCUGUUCAUAGUGAAUAAAAAUGUGUCAUAAAGGUUGUGUACAUACAUGGUUAUGUAUUAAAUGAUUGAUGGGUUAUAAACAUGAA
Molecule: messenger RNA, 2884 nt
Organism: Myxocyprinus asiaticus (Chinese sucker)
Lineage: Eukaryota; Metazoa; Chordata; Actinopteri; Cypriniformes; Catostomidae
Gene: fpgs
Product: folylpolyglutamate synthase
Exons: 15
Coding region: 207-1916 (569 amino acids)
Biological process (GO): tetrahydrofolylpolyglutamate biosynthetic process
Cellular component (GO): cytoplasm; cytosol; mitochondrion
Molecular function (GO): ATP binding; tetrahydrofolylpolyglutamate synthase activity
Source: RefSeq, a predicted model, not a curated record